GUGUUCUUGGACGCGAAUUACUCCAUUUUGCUUUUCCACGUGGAUUCAUUGGGAUGUAUAGACUUUUUAUCGACAGUUUGCUCUUUAUUUUGUACAUUUCAAUGUGACUUGUGUGAAUUAUCUGUCUACUGUCUUCUAAUUUUUACGCAUUUACAUUUUCUGGCUCUAAUAGUGUUUCAUUUAUUAUAAAAAUAAGAUGACUGACGAUUCUUUAACGGAGAUGCCUGUUGCACAAAAUGAAGUCAAAUCCAGCUGGGCUGAUGAAGUCGAAGAAGAGGGAGGAGCGCUACCCGCGCCCACGGAAGUCUACGAAAACGGCAUGAAAAUUCUCACAGAGUACAAGUACAAUCAGGACAACAAAAAAGUUAAGGUUGUACGUGUCUACAAGAUCGAGCGGCGUAUAGUGUCCAAAACGAUUGCCGAACGUAAGAAUUGGGCGAAGUUCGGCGAUUCCGCUGAUGACAGGCCUGGACCUAAUCCAGCCACCACUGUCGGCGGUGAAGACGUCUUUAUGCAGUUUAUAUCUAGUAAAGAAGAGGAGAACAAAGUAGAAGAAGAUUCUCUAGAUAAAUUAAAAAGUAUGGGCGAUAAGGGAGUCGUCAAAUGUCGUAACUGUAACGGCGAUCACUGGACAUCUAAAUGUCCAUAUAAAGAUACUGUUCUCGCUGGUGGGAAAGUACCAGACGACAAGAAACCUCUCGUCAAUACAGGAGUACCCGGUGCAAUGGCUGAACUUAAGCCACAGGGUGGCAAGUACGUACCACCUGGUAUGCGCGAGGGUGGCAACAAACGUGGCGACUCGAUGCAAAUGCAGAGACGCGACGACACGACCGCCAUACGUAUUUCCAAUCUCUCACAGAGCACUACAGAUGCAGAUCUGGACGAGCUUGUGAAACCAUUCGGUUCUGUAGUGAAGCAGUUUCUUGCCAAAGAGAAACUCUCCAAUCUCUGCAAGGGUUUCGCAUAUGUACAUUUUAAACAUAGAGCCGACGCCGCAAGAGCAAUUGCUACUCUGGAUGGUUACGGUUACGAUCAUCUAAUUCUGAGCGUCGAAUGGUCGAAACCACAAGUUCAGAAUAAUUAAAACUAAAUGCAAACGACGAGUGAGGCAGCAUGGACAGAAAUAUGAAUUUAGUUCAACUGAAAGAAAUCCUCUAUGGAAAUCCUACGACAUACGAACUGUAUUUGUGCGUAAAUCUAUAUUCUUAUGAUAUCAAAUGUAGAAAGACAAUAGUGGUCUGUAUUCUCAUUUAAUUAUAAAUGUCAGAUUUUUAAUUAGAUUUACGUUAUAUAUUUAUUUAAUAUGUUUAAUUAUGUAUAAUAAAAAUUCCUACCAGAAAUAUACCUGCAAAUACAGACCGCGAA
Messenger RNA from Monomorium pharaonis (pharaoh ant), 1365 nucleotides. RefSeq names its product eukaryotic translation initiation factor 3 subunit G (gene eIF3g1). Gene Ontology annotation, molecular function: translation initiation factor activity; RNA binding. The record is from RefSeq and is a predicted model, not a curated record. Lineage: Eukaryota; Metazoa; Arthropoda; Insecta; Hymenoptera; Formicidae. Bases 197 to 1084 code for a protein of 295 amino acids. Gene Ontology annotation, cellular component: cytoplasm; eukaryotic translation initiation factor 3 complex. The transcript is spliced from 4 exons.